AUGGCGAAAGCACAGCGCUCGAAGCGCAACUCGUCUGCCGCUUCGCCCUACCAGAAACCCGCGGCGACCCGGGCGCCCAUCUUCAAAUUCAACACCAACAUCGGCCAGCACAUUCUUAAGAACGCCGCCAUCGCAGAUGCCAUCGUCGCCAAGGCAAACAUACAACCCGUCGAGACGGUCCUCGAAAUCGGUCCCGGUACCGGCGUUCUGACGACGAGGAUAUUAGAUCAUGCCAAGAGCGUGAUUGCUGUAGAACUUGACCCCAGGAUGGCUGCCGAGCUGUCUUGUGUGGUGCAGGGGACGCCGAAGCAACAAAAGUUGCAGAUCGUGCUCGGCGACUUUAUCAAGCUUGAGUCGUCUGAGUUGAAGCCGUUCGAUGUCUGUAUCAGUAAUACGCCCUAUCAGAUUUCCUCGCCGCUCGUGUUCAAACUCCUCUCCAUGCCUAAGCCCCCUCGAGUCAGCAUUCUUAUGGUUCAGCGAGAAUUCGCCCUUCGAUUGAUUGCUCGCCCCGGCGACUCCCUCUACUCCCGACUCUCCGUCAACGCCCAAUUCUUCUCCAAGGUUUCGCACGUCAUGAAAGUCAGCAAGAAGAAUUUCACUCCUCCUCCACAAGUCGAGUCUAGCGUCGUUAGGAUAGAGCCGAGGACGGACCGUCCUAACAUCAGCUGGGACGAGUGGGACGGCAUGUUGCGCGUCUGCUUCAUGAGGAAGAACAAGACGUUGAGGGCGACGUGGACUGGUAACAAGGUGAAGGCCAUGGUGGAGCAAAACUGGAUCACGUGGGCGUGCAUCAAUACGGAGCAAAUUCCCGAGCGGGAUUGGAAGAUUUUGAGAGGAGAGGAGACGGCGGACGAUCAGGCAAUGGACGACGCGGCGGAUGAGGAUGAUGAGAUGGGGGAGGCCAGUGGUGAUGAGGACAUGAUGGAUGAAGAUGGCCCUAGCAAGAAGCUCGCCAAGGUUAACACUAGCAAGGGCGGGAACAUCACCUUGGGUCUUACCCAAAUCCCCCGGGCUCUGGUUUCCCAACUGAUUUCUAUAAAGAUCCGUCGUGUGCUCGAGUCGACGAAGCUGGGCGGUCAGCGUGCUGCCAAGUGCGAUGAAACUGACUUUUUGCAUCUCUUGAGCGCGUUCAACGACGAAGGGUUGCACUUUGCUUAG
Scedosporium apiospermum is the source of this 1158-nucleotide messenger RNA. RefSeq names its product Dimethyladenosine transferase. Gene Ontology annotation, molecular function: rRNA (adenine-N6,N6-)-dimethyltransferase activity. Bases 1 to 1158 code for a protein of 385 amino acids. Gene Ontology annotation, biological process: rRNA methylation. Gene Ontology annotation, cellular component: mitochondrial matrix. The record is from RefSeq and is a predicted model, not a curated record. The transcript is spliced from 2 exons. Lineage: Eukaryota; Fungi; Ascomycota; Sordariomycetes; Microascales; Microascaceae.